AAAAAAAAAAAUAACACAAGAGAAAGAGACUCGGAGAAAUUGAUAUUAGAUGGAGAAAAGGAUUGUGUACGGUUUGGUAGUAAUGCUAAUGUACUUGGUGGGUGGUGGCUAUAGUCAAGGGGUAGUGAAACGGAUACGUGACAAAGCUGAAUGGGAAGCAAUUCUGGCCGAUGCCGAUCAUUACAUAGGGCUUAUAGUAACGUCCCCGUUGUGCGGUUCUCCAUGUGCUAUAUUGAACGACCAAGUGGCUCAAAUUGUCGAUUCAUUCAAUUCAGUCGGCGUCCGCAUUCAGUUUUUUACAGCUUACCUUUGGCAGGCUUUUAUCUUAUCAGAUUGGAUCAAAUCUGUACCAACCGUCUUAAUUUUCGAACAUGGAAACGUAACAAUUAGCUACGGAAAUCUUUCGGACUGGGGUAACUUUUAUGAUAUAUUAUUCGGCUCAGGUAUAUUUAACUUCGCCCCAGCCCCCUCCCCCUCCCCCUCCCCCUCCCCCUCCGACGCCAACUUGCCACUGCCUCCUCAAUCCGGCUUGUAA
Molecule: messenger RNA, 535 nt
Organism: Eruca vesicaria subsp. sativa (arugula)
Lineage: Eukaryota; Viridiplantae; Streptophyta; Magnoliopsida; Brassicales; Brassicaceae
Source: the annotation of a GenBank genome assembly